Molecule: messenger RNA, 840 nt
Organism: Mytilus trossulus (common blue mussel)
Lineage: Eukaryota; Metazoa; Mollusca; Bivalvia; Mytilida; Mytilidae
Product: cell death-inducing p53-target protein 1 homolog
Exons: 3
Coding region: 119-694 (191 amino acids)
Molecular function (GO): zinc ion binding
Source: RefSeq, a predicted model, not a curated record
AUUAAUAAUAUGAUAGUAUAUAGUCUCGGUUGAUAGCAUUACAACUUUAAAUCAUUGGUUUUUAAAUCGGACAUAUAUUUCGUUUGACACAAUCUAUAUCUAAACCGACUUAAUAAAUAUGGAUAAGGGAUCACCAAAUCCACAGUCGCAGCCUCAACAACAGUACGGCCAACCUCCACAGCAGUAUGGUCAGCCUCCACAACAGUAUGGUCAGCCUCCACAACAGUAUGGUCAGCCUCCACAGCAGUAUGGUCAACCGCCACAGCAGCAUGGUCAACCUCCACAGCAGUAUGGUCAACCGCCACAGCAGCAUGGCCAACCGCCACAGCAGUAUGGUCAACAACCCCAACAGCAUGUCCAACCUCCAAACCAGUACGGCCAGCCUCCACCAGCUUACGGUGGUGGGCAGCAGCAACAGACGUCAACAGUUGUGGUUGGACAGCCGCAGACUUUAGUGUUACAACAAACAUACAGAGAUUCACCAGUACGUACGACGUGUUCAUCAUGCAAUGCAGAUGUAAUGACAGCCAUUUCAUUUGAAGUAGGAACGAUGGCUUGGAUAGUGGCGGGAUGUCUCUGUAUAUUUGGAUUUUGGCUUUGUUGUUUUAUUCCAUUCUGUGUUGACGGCUGUAAGGAUGUUGUUCACACUUGUCCAAACUGUAACCAUAUGGUGGGAAGGUUCAACAGAAUGUGAUAAAAUGACAAUGUUUUAAAACACAGCACCAGAGCAUUUAUAUUUUAUAAUAUGAAUGAACAGUAUAAAUUAAGAGCGCUAGCAAGCUUUUAGACAAUUGUAUUAACGUAUAUGGACAUUUCUUUAAAUAAAAGCAAUUAUAAUUU